Brassica oleracea var. oleracea is the source of this 849-nucleotide messenger RNA. RefSeq lists its product as uncharacterized. NCBI's taxonomy places the organism in Eukaryota, Viridiplantae, Streptophyta, Magnoliopsida, Brassicales, Brassicaceae. The transcript has 4 exons. The record is from RefSeq and is a predicted model, not a curated record. The coding region runs from base 226 to 834 and encodes 202 amino acids.
CUGGAAGUGAAGAAUCAUCGGUCCACAUCGAUCGAUCGUUUAAUCUCGGCAUCGAAUCUGCACCAGGUCCGCGGAGUUUGGGUUUAGGGUUUCAUCGUCUCGUCCUUCUCUCGCUGUGGACGGGUACUUCCGCCGCCGUCGUCUAUUCUCGUCCAUCUCGCCUCUCUUCUUUCUCCGGUUGGAAACCAUCUCCGCCGCCGUCACCAACAGGUUUAAUUCGUAAAAAUGGGCCGAUAUAGUUACAGCCAGCCUUCAGAUUCAUCACACUAUGGUGGGGAUCAAGCUGAUAGUGGGUACAACGAGACAGAAGAGCUUAUUGGUCGUGACCAAGCUGAGUUGGAGUUGAAGUAUCCUGAGCCGUCUCAGUACCCUACGCAGUAUCCUCCACAACCUGAGGUGGAGUUUGGAUUCCCCCAGGUUUGCUAUUGUGGUGAUGCACCAAUUCUAGCUACAUCAAAAAACGAUCCGGGGAGGAGGGUAUACACCUGCAAGAAUGUGGAUGAUGGCGAUUGCCAUGUCUGGAAGUUUUGGGACGUCGCGGUGAUGGAGGAGAUGAGGGUGAGGGAUAAACACAUUCUGCAGUUGGAGGAAAAGGUAGAUAACCUUACCUUAAUGAGUAACUUUGAGUCUGAGGAAAAGGUGGUUAGGCUAGAGAACUUAGUUUCUGACUUGGCAAAGAAGUCGUUUACUUUAAAAAUUGAGUUUGAAGUUUGUGUUGGUGUCAUGCUCUUUGUCUUAGUCGUACUAAUGUUGUUAACCCUUAUGAGACUAUGUACUAAUGUGUUGUAUUGUUAUGAACUUUAUGAAUUACAAAUGUGUUGCCUCCAUAGUUAAUUGUUUAUGCCUCCA